AUGGGGAAAGGCGUAGCCGCCUGUAGGAACGCCGCCGCAUCGCGUCGCGAAAUACGGGUUCAGCCGCCCCCCUCUUCGGUAUCUCGGUCAACACUGGGCCGCUUCCCACCGAACAUUCAAGCUGUUUUUGAUUUCCCUUCGCUUCUACAGCUGAAUGUGUCAACGUGGUCUCAAACCAUGGUCCAUGUCAGCAACCAAGCGCUAGUUCUCCGCGAAAUUAGCGUCCAAUGCAGUCAAAAUGCACACCCGUUCCACCCAGCUGCGAGAUCCGUCUCCACGGGUCCGGGGCAAAGACAAAGACCCAAUAGCUUAAUCAGGUUUUCUCAAAAGACACGAGGCGGACGAACCAGCCUGACAUUUGGAAGCCGCCCGGACUUCGAGCUGAGGCGCCUUGCGCGCUCGAGGUUCCCGGGAAACCGGCAAGGGUUACUUCACGUUGGUGUCAACCGAGCCAAUGAUGGCCAAGGUGUCACCCAACUUGGCGAUAUUACCAAUUUUCCAACAGUAAAGGGGCCAAUGGAAAUCCAAGUAGAGAGGCUGGAACGCGUUUGCGGAUAUCGCCUUACGGACAAUCGUGCCCUUUCGGGCGAUACCAACAACCUUCAUGUUGAUAAACUUCUUGUUGCGAACUCUACAAAGGUCUGGAAUUGGCUCGGUUGCAGGACGCGCCCGUUUACAGACAGCCGCGAUAAUUUGGCUGGACGGCUCCUAGAAAAUGAGUCGAGGAUGGCUCGACCCAACACUUUGGUUCGCGCCGAUCAUCAAAACGAUUGGAAUCUCUUGCACUUGCUCGAGGACGAUGGUGAGCAAUGUGGGGAACUACCAGCUUUCGAUGCGGGAUCUCAGCCGAUCAUGAUGGAGUUCAAGGCUUUGAAGCACAGUGAAAUCACGUGCAGUUGUUACACCGCUCUACCCCUCUUCUACUUCACGACAGCAUAUAUCCGCAUUGCUGGUCACGGUGCACCAAUUGUCCUGCAGGACGGCAUACUUCGUGCAGAGACCACGUUGUCAGUCUUUCACCGGGGUAUUCCAAAGAGCCAAUGUAUCCAUUUUGUUGAUAUUUCGGCUGCCUCCACGAUACCGAAAAGACAUCGGUUCCCCGGGUCUGGGACCGUCUGGCCAGUUUUGUUGUUCUCCAGUCUUCGCGCUAACCGUCCAUAUAUCCACAACCCACAGCCCACAACUCAAAACAUCGUGAACUUCACGUGCACUCUUCUACCUGCAAUCUUAGCAAUUGCGGUGCCGGAAAACGAGCAUCCACUUCCAGGUUCUCGGGUCUCCGAGGAUCUACAUCACGGAAGGGUGGCCGAGUUGGUUAUGGCGCCAGGUUAA
Molecule: messenger RNA, 1332 nt
Organism: Colletotrichum lupini
Lineage: Eukaryota; Fungi; Ascomycota; Sordariomycetes; Glomerellales; Glomerellaceae
Exons: 10
Coding region: 1-1332 (443 amino acids)
Source: RefSeq, a predicted model, not a curated record